UCAGUCCAUAUUUCAGUUCUCUUGAAGUCGACGGAUCGGAAGCAUUAAAAGUCUCGGCUGUUAUCGGUCACAGUGAUUCAUAUAAAUAGUUACAAAACUAUGUCGGCAGUUAUUGGACCGAAAUUCAUCUUGGAUUUUGAAAAGCUGAAGGAGGCAUUCGCUGAGAUUUGCCCGGACUUUCGUGAGGAGCCCAGCUAUGAAGUGGCUAGUGCGGCUCGCCGCUUUGCCGAGCAAGUGAUCUUUUCCUACAGCAAGCAGGCCAGUACAGCGAAGGCCGAGAAGAAGGACAAGACAUGGAUGAUACUGUUGGACAUGAAGAACGAAGAGGGAAUUGAAAUGAAAAAUGAGGUGCACAUACUGACGCACUUCCUUCGGGAGCCGCUGAUGACCCAGCCAGUUCUGAUGCGCAACCAGCUGCGGAUCACAUUCAAGCAAGCUAGUCUGCUGGCGGUGCACAAAUACUGUCAGCUAGUGCCGCAUCUGGUCAAGCGCGGGGAGACAGUGCUCACUCCACUGGCUGGAGCAGUGUUUGCCCAGGACGACAUGCCGAAGCUGGCAGAGGCGCUCGGGGAGCCUCUCGCCGAAGUGGUCAUGGCUGUCAUCAGCAGCUGCCAGACGGACGGCUACUACUUGGAGCACAGUCGCUGUCAUAUCGCUAUGGUGGCACUGGUAAAGACUGUCGCCGAUUUCAAAAUGCGUGCCUCGAUUGUCAAGAAGACCAUCAAAAUGUACAAGCGUCACGGCAAGGAGUUCGACAUGGAAAAAUUCAAGGUCUGGAGUACAUUUCAGCGCCGCUCUACUCCGGCCUCCAGUAGCAGCUCCACUGUCACAGACGGAGACGAGUACGAUAAGUUGGCCGAGCAGGUUCUGACCUUCCAACUGAGCAGCAAGAACGAGGGGGAGCCAAACCAGACGAAAGUAAGACCCAAGCCUCCUAUGAAAUGUGCAGCCAACUUUAAGUUCCCCAAAACAAACUAAAUGUGAAAUUGCCAUCAUCUCUU
Molecule: messenger RNA, 1001 nt
Organism: Drosophila miranda
Lineage: Eukaryota; Metazoa; Arthropoda; Insecta; Diptera; Drosophilidae
Exons: 2
Coding region: 100-978 (292 amino acids)
Source: RefSeq, a predicted model, not a curated record